This is a messenger RNA of Drosophila bipectinata, 3001 nucleotides long. RefSeq names its product GTP-Rho-binding protein rhophilin (gene Rhp). Gene Ontology annotation, molecular function: protein binding. Gene Ontology annotation, biological process: signal transduction; negative regulation of stress fiber assembly. NCBI's taxonomy places the organism in Eukaryota, Metazoa, Arthropoda, Insecta, Diptera, Drosophilidae. The record is from RefSeq and is a predicted model, not a curated record.
CUAUUUUGCCUAUUUUUUAAUGCAAAUUAAAAGUAUUUUCCCGUAGAACCGUGGUACGUAAAUUGAAAAAGUUCGUUCACAUUUAAACGAAUAUAUGUACCUACGUUUUUGCUCAUCGAAGAUGGUUUUCGAUAUGCGUACUAGGCUAUUAUGAAAAAAUAAAACAAAAGAAAGUCUUGCAAGUCAGACCUUGACGAAAGGUUCACAAAAUUUAAAACUUAUAAUCUUUCGAGAAUCUCUGGUAUUUUUUUGUCGAUCUGAGAACUUGGUGACGUACAGACCCUGCCAAUUUUUUUCUUCUUUCUCACUCUCAUUGCUGAAAAGAAAAUAUUUUCGAUUUGACUCUAGGAUUUAACAAAAAGUGGUUGAUGUAUUUUCAUCUCGCUCUCACUCAUAGCAAGUCUUCUUGUUGAUUUAAAUACUAGGCUUAAACCUGUUAGUUCAAUCGGAGCUACCUGUUGAUUUUCAUGGGCUGUUAUUUACAUUUAACGUAUAAAGUGAAUUCAAUGUGUAAUACAAAAAGUACUGUUUAUUUUUAUGUUUAACAAAGAAAUUAAACUACGAACUCAUUACUAUUAAAUUUGAAAGUCUCAGCAACUGAAAGUACUCGAUAACUUUUUUAAACGAACAGAUUAGUUGAAUCUUGUAAUUAGACAAUGGAAGAAAAAAAUCAUAUUGAGGAAACUCAAGAAUUACCAUUUUGUUUUAUUCGGGGAUCAGAUCCGAGAGCAGCAACAUGUCGGGGUAAGCUCCAAAGCAAGCGAUGUAAACUUAACCAAGAAAUUAAUAAAGAGUUGCGCUUGAGAGCGGGUGCGGAGAACCUAUAUAAGGCAACAUCAAAUCGGAAAUUGCGAGACACAGUUGCCUUAGAAUUGAGUUUUGUUAAUUCAAACUUACAAUUGCUAAAAGAGCAAUUAGCAGAGUUAAACUCAUCCAUGGAAAUUUAUCAAAGUGAAAGUCACAACGGAGUAAUGCCCAUGAUACCUUUGGGCCUAAAGGAAACAAAGGAAAUUGAUUUUAUGGAAGCCUUUUCAGAUUUUAUUUUGGAACAUUACAGCGAAGAGCCCUCAACCUAUUUGGACGCUAUAGCAGAUAUUACAGACACCAGACAGGCUUGUAAAACACCUUCGAGGGAUGCCUUUGGUACUGCGCUACUCUUUCGAUACUACAAUCUGCUGUAUUAUGUGGAGCGGCGCUUUAUUCCGCCUGAUCGAAACAUAGGAAUUUUUUUUGAGUGGUAUGACUCCCUCACAGGAGUGCCUUCCUGUCAGCGCACCAUAUCCUUUGAAAAGGCCUGCACUCUGUUUAAUUUAGGCGCCAUAUACACUCAGAUAGGUACGCGUCAUGACCGUACAACUGCUGAUGGCUUGGACGCAUCGGUGGACAGUUUUUUAAGAGCAGCGGGUAUUUUCCGUCAUAUUUUUGAUACUUUUACGAACGCACCAUCAAUGGAUCUUAAGCCACAAGUUCUUGAAGUAUUGGUUUCCCUUAUGCUUUCUCAGGCUCGAGAGUGUCUUUUUGCAAAGUUUCAGCUACAGACUGAAGUAUUAUGUGUACCUGAAAAUAUAAACUUGUUCCGAGAUUUAGCCGGAGAGGCUGCACAAUUGUCAACUGAGUACCUUCAGAUGCAUACAAAUAUUCAAGCGAAUAAUACACAUAAGUGUUUGCCCGAGUGUUGGGCAGGACUAGUACCACUUAAGGCUGAGCUUUAUAAAGCGUUUGCUCAUUAUUAUAAAGCUUGCAGUAUUGAUACGUCGCAUGAAUAUAACAUAUCCUUAUCCGCCCGAAUAAGGCACAAUACAUCAUUGAGAGAUCCAAUCAAAGGGAAUUUUGAGACACAGGUCGAUAUGGGCACAAGCAAGAAAAUAGAAGAGAGCACCGCUUCUGUUAUUUCUCUGAAACACAUGCAUUUUAAAGAAGCUUGGGCAAGUUACGACGAAGCGCAACGUCUUCAGCGGAUGUGUCGCUAUUUAAAGAAUAAAAAAUCGCUUACUCAAGUUAUUCAAGAUGCUUUUUAUAAGAUGAGGGAAGAAUUCGAAAAAUUAAAAUUUCUUGAGGAACCAAAUACAUUAGACGACGAGUGCUAUGAUGUUUCGGAACAAGCUAUAGAAGUAGCAUCUUCAAAAUUUACGUUAUCUUUAACGGGACCGGACUUCACUUCGCAUAAAGUAGAGGACCCUUUUAAGCAACUAGGACCAAUUGCAAUUUUUUCUGCACGUCGCCACUGGACAGCACCACGAUAUAUACGUCUACAAAAGGGUUCCUCUACAUAUCAUAAUAGUACCUUUGAUCUAUCAUUACCUUUGGAAGAUGACGAGGAAGAAGAUGAUUCAAGUAAACAUUUGGAAAAUUUUGGUUUCCAUGUCCGUGGGGACUCACCUGUCAUUAUUUCAAACGUAAAAAUAAAUUCACUUGCUGAUCUUGGCGGCAUCAAAGAGGGAGACUUUCUGGUUGAAAUUGCCGGAAAAGAUGUCAAAUGGUACUCAAAUCAGCAGGUUUUGUUGCUUAUACAGUCGUGUGGUUCUACCCUUGAUCUUAAAGUAAUAACACCAAUGGAUCGAAAUUAUUUACAGCCGUUGUCAACAAGCGACUCAAUACCAACAAUAUCUGCGCAAGUUAUACUGGAUACCUCCAUUUCCAAAUCAAGUGGUGUAACUCACAAGCUCGAUUCUAGCAUUUCGACGACUUCAAGAAUCGUUGGCGUGACGUCAGCCAGUCCUUGGAAUCCAUUUAGACGAAGUGCAAGCUUAGCAAAAAAGUUCUAAGUUUUCUGUUUAUUUUUAAUAAUAAUAAAGUAAAAAUUCCAACAUUAGACCCCUGUUAGACAUAACGUUAUAUAUCCUGUAAAAGUCUGAGUGGAACUGUUAAUUAUAUAUUUUUUGGCUUAUAUUCGAUUAAAUUUUUAACUCACACUAAGAUCGAUUACAUUGUGCGGAUAAGAAUUAAAUUUUGUAACUUCUAAUGGUACUGCCUUCUGAAUAAAAUCAGCAUAAAACUAGUA